GGUCGUAUUAGCCAGUUUCUCUCUGAAACCGAAGCUGAAGUACACAGUGGGUCUACAAAUUUGGGCUGCAGGGCAUUUUCAGGUCACUUAUUAGGUUGCCUCUCAGGCAAGGAAGAUCUUUUCCUUUGUUUAUUUGCCCAGGCAAAAAGACCUAGUGUAUUUUUCCCCCGAACACCAGGAGAACUCCUCCCAAGCAGCUUGACUCCACCCAUUUACCAGAGAAGAUUCGAGGAGCAAGUUAUCGAAACUGAAACUAACCAAUUCAAACUUUAAAAACUUGAUUCCCCGGUUUGUCACCACCCAGGAACCGGGUGACAGAAGCAGCAGAAACUUCCUCCCAGGGAGCGCAGCGCAAAUAGGGGACAGGACAGUAUCACCUCCCGGAGCAUCGCGACUGGGGGGCAAAGACCGGGGGCAAAGACCAGGUUCUAAUCCCGCGGAUUAGCGGGUACCGCAACUCCGUUAGCCCGUUUAGCCCCGUUAACUCUACAAUCAAGUUUUAGGAAACUUCAAGGCAGAAAGAGCUGGGGGCUCUAAGGGGAUCCAAGGGCCGGGCCGAGGGCGCAGAGGCUGGAGUGCUGAGCGCCUGCCGCUCCAGGACCAGAGUCGUCGCUUCCCCCUCUCUCCGUGAAAAAUGUCUUUUGAAUCGUCCCAGGAAAAGAAUUUCCUCAACUUGAUCCAGUGUUUCAGGCCCAGGCUGAAACAGUACAUUAGGGUGGAACCGGUGCUGGACUACCUGACCUUUCUGGAUAGAGAGAAGAAAGAGCAUAUUCGCCAAACCGCUGCUACCCAGGGCAACGCUGUAGCGGCGGAGUUCCUCUUGAGUACCUUAGAGAAAGGGACCUGGGGACCUGGCUGGACUCAGGAAUUUCUCACGGGACUUAACCACGGGGGCUGCACCUUAGCGGCUCGCUACAUGAACCCGGACCUCGCUGAUCUGCCCUCUCCAUCCUUAGAGACCUGUUAUGAUCAGUGCGUCCAACUGCUGGACAUUUUACAACCCACCCUCGUCGACAAACUUCAAGCUACGGCUGUUGUAGACAAAUGUCUGGAGAAGGCUCUGCUAACUAAAGAAGACACAAAUCGGGUUAUUAAUCUUAAUGAAAAUUAUGGAAAUGAACAUGCUGUCAGGGAGCUGCUAAAUAGGAUAGUGCAAAAAGAAGACUGGUUUUCCAAAUUUCUGAGUAUUCUUCGUGAAACUGAACAUAUCAAGCUUGCUGAAGACUUCAUAGCCGUUGAUUACUUGGAAGACAAUGAAGAUCAACAACAAGAAGAAAAUGAUAUCCUAUCUGUGGAGAGUGAUGAAUUGGAAUCAUCUUUUGCAGGUUCUUCUGUGGUUUCAGAAUCAGACACAAGUUUGGCAGAAGGAAGUGUCAGCUGCUUAGAUGAAAGUCUUGGACAUAACAGCAACAUGGGCAGUGUUUCAGGCACCAUGGGAAGUGAUUCAGACCAAGAUGAUGAGAAGAAAAGAGCAUCUCCUGAGCCAGAACUGGUCCUUAGGUCUUAUCAAAUGGAAGUGGCCGAACCAGCUUUAGAAGGGAAGAAUAUUAUUAUAAUCAUCCCUACAGGAAGUGGAAAAACAAGAGUAGCAGUUUACAUUGCCAAAGACCACUUAGAUAAGAAGAAAAAAGCAUCAGAGCCUGGAAAAGUUAUGGUACUUGUGAAUAAGGUACCAUUAGUUGACCAGCACCUCCGCAAAGAGUUUAAUCCAUUCUUAAAGAAAUGUUAUCGUGUCAUUGGAGUAAGUGGUGAUUCCCAACUGAAAAUAUCAUUCCCAGAAGUUGUCAGAUCCUAUGAUGUUAUUAUCAGUACAGCUCAAAUCUUGGAGAAUUCCCUUUUGGACUCAGAGAAUGGAGAUGACGAUGGUGUCCAAUUAUCAGACUUUUCCCUUAUCAUUAUUGAUGAAUGCCAUCAUACUAACAAGGAAGCUGUCUAUAAUACUAUAAUGAGACGUUACGUGAAGCAAAAGAUGAAGAACUGUCGAUUGAAAAAGGCAAAUAAACCAGUAGUACCUCAACCUCAAAUACUUGGACUGACAGCUUCACCAGGUGUGGGAGGAGCCACAAAGCAAGCGAAAGCUGAAGAUCAUAUAUUACAAUUAUGUGCUAAUCUUGAUGCAUCUAUGAUUGUCACUGUUAAAGAAAAUGCUUCCUUUCUGAAAGAACAAGUGAAGGAGCCUUGUAAGAAGUUUGUGAUUGCAGCUGACAACAGAGAAAAUCCAUUUAAAAAGAAACUUGUGGAAAUAAUGACAAAUAUUCAAAACUUUUGUCAAAUGAAUCCAACAUCUGAUUUGGGGACACAAAGCUAUGAACAAUUUGUCAUUCAGAAGGAAAAAAGAGCCGCAAAAGAAGGGAAUUGCAAAGAACGUGUUUGUGCAGAGCAUUUGAGGAAGUACAAUGAAGCCCUACAAAUCAAUGACACAAUCCGAAUGUUAGAUGCAUACCAACACCUUGAAAGUUUCUAUAAUGAUGAAAAGGAGAAGAAGAUGGCAACACAAGAAUAUGAUCAAGAGGAGGAUGACAAUGAAAAAAAAGCAUUGAAAGUAGAUGAGACAGAUACAUUUCUUCUAGAUUUAUUUUAUGAAAAUAAGAAAGAAUUGAAAAAACUGGCCAUGACUCCAGAUUAUGAAAAUGAAAAACUGACCAAAUUACGAAACACCAUAAUGGAAGAGUUUACUAAAACUGAUGGAUCUGUAGCCCGGGGAAUAAUCUUCACCAAGACUCGGCAAAGUGCAUAUUCUCUUUCUCAGUGGAUUAACAGUAUUGAAAAAUUUGCAGAAGUAGGAGUAAAAGCUCACCAUCUAAUUGGGGCUGGAAAUAGCAGUGAAUUUAAAGCCAUGACACAGAAUGAACAAAAGGAAGUAAUUAAUAAUUUUCGUACUGGAAAAAUAAACCUACUUAUUGCCACCACAGUGGCUGAAGAAGGCCUGGAUAUAAAAGAAUGUAAUAUUGUAAUUCGUUACAGUCUCGUCACCAAUGAAAUAGCCAUGUUGCAGGCCAGAGGUCGAGCUCGAGCUGAUGAAAGUACGUAUGUACUAGUGGCAAGUGAUGGCUCAGGAGUAGUUGAACGUGAAAAUGUUAAUUUAUAUCGUGAGAAGAUGAUGCAUAAAGCUAUUGAAAGGGUACAAAACAUGAAACCAGAGGAGUAUGCUCAGAAGAUUUUGGAAUUACAAAAGCAAAGUUUAAUGGAAAAGAAAAUGAAAACUAGGAAAAGUCUUGCAAAGCAAAUCAAGGACAAGCCAUCAUUAGUAACCUUCCACUGUAAAAAGUGUAAUGUGCAGGCUUGUUCUGGAGAAGACAUCCAAGUGAUUGAGAACAUGCAUCAUGUCAUCAUGACACAGGAAUUUAAGAGUUUCUACAUUGUAAGAGAAAAUAAAGCACUACAAAAGAAAUUUGCAGACUAUCAAACAAAUGGUGAAAUCAUCUGUAGUCAGUGUGGCCAGUCCUGGGGAACUAUGAUGGUGAACAAAGGCUUAGAUUUACCUUGUCUCAAAAUAAGGAAUUUUGUGGUGGAUUUUAAAAAUAAUUCCGAAAAGAAACAGUACAAAAAAUGGGUGGAAUUGCCUAUAGCAUUUCCAAAGCUUGACUAUGCAGAACAUUGUAUGUUUAGUGAUGAAGAUGAAUAUUGACUUAAGAUUCUCUAAAUUCUUUGAACUUUACAUUUUUUCCAUGGAAUACAGAAUCAUAUUUUUUGCAAAGAUUGCUCCAAAGUGUUGAGAGAAAUUUCUUUAAAUCAUUUUGAGCUCUUUGAAGAAAGGUACUCUGUCAGGUUUCAUAUUAUCUAUGUUAUUAGGGAGCAAGUAUAAAAAAAAAAUCCACAAAUGAUCUAAAACUGCAUUUGAUUAAUGUAGAAGACAGCAUCAUUCUGGGAGAACAAGAAGAGGCUUGAUUUGAAACUCACUAAUCUUGUAUUCUCUGAGAAUCAUAAGUGGCAGAAAAUUUACCAUAAAAGAAAGGAACUCAGAAGGAAAAGAAAUGAAAGAGACAAGUUCUAGGUAAUCAGAACUUAAAUAUUUAAGACAUUGUUAUUUUUCAGUCAUUGCCAUUAUUUAUUCCCAAAUUUCAUUUGCUGAUUUCUGCUAAUUUAUUUAGUAAAGAAAUAACAGUUGUCUCUUUCUUUUCAAAAGUCUAUUUGUGGCCACUCUGAUAUUUCCUAGUUCCCAUAAUAAAAGUCAAUGAGAAAAAGCAAGAGUUGUUUCUGUGAAUCAGUGAACAUUCCCCAUGAGUAGACAGAAUAACCCUAGUUAAAACACUUCUGUUUUCUAAAAAAAAAAAAAGGAGGGCCAGGAACCCUGAUCCUUCUUUACUAAGGAACAAUAAUCACUGAAUUCCUUCAGCUGACUUGUUACAAGAAAGUUCUCUUCUGAUGUAUUAGGAAGAGAAAACUGUGUCUACUUACUGAAGAUUCUUCCUUCUCCUCUACUGAUUCUUCAAUUUAGAGACAUAAAAAUGAACUUAAACAUCAUAACUUUUAUUUUUCUGAUGAUAUCAAGAUGCAAAUUUGCAGUAUAAGAUGCAAAAAGAACAAAUUAAUUUAUUCUCCUCUAUUAAAACAAAACAAAAAAUACCCUGAAAGAACACCUACAGAUUACAGAGAAAGUAGAACUCUCUUCAAAUGACAUCUGGAAACUUUACAAAAAUAUCAACACAUAAAAAUAGCUAAUUGAAUAGCUAUGAAUUUUUGAAAUAUCAACAAACAUCAUAUUUUUUAUCUAGGUUUCCCAGUGCUUUCUUCAAUGCAAAAAUAAUUUGUCUUCCAAAAUCUCAAGAUAUAUGUUUCAAAUAGUCUAAACUUUUAUUUUUGCUAGUGCCUCAUAAUGGAGACUGAUGGUAAAUGACCUUUUAUUCAAAAAUAAAAGUAAAUCUUCAUUAAUUUUAUACUGAUUAUGGCUGCUAUUGAGGAGUUGCAAAUGCCUAAAGCAUGUUAGAUACCUUAUAGAACAUGCAUAUGCAUGCUCCUUAACUUACAAAAAUGUCUUCUUAUCAUUGUUCAUGCUAUUGGUUAAAUGACUGUAGAGUAAAAUUCCAUAUAGCCAUUUAAGCAUGUUUGCACAAGAGAGGAAAAAACUGGGCAGGGGAAAUAAAUCUGGCUCUAUUCCACUAUGCACUGUUUUUAUACACAUAUAUUUUUAUUUGUCUUACAGUUUUGUGCUAUGUCUCGAACCCUUACUGAAUUGUAAGCUUCUUGGGGGUGAGGACUGCUUUUCAGAGUUUCCACAAGCAUUCAUUAAGUAUUUCCUCUGUGAAUAGAACUGUGCUGAUCUUUGUAUUUCCCUACCAACACAGCACAAUGCAUAGAAUGGAAGAUUUAGAAUCAGUGUUCUUAACCUGUGGCCCCUGAACUUUUAAAAGCACUUUAUUAACUGCAUUUCAAUAUGCUUAUUUCCUUGGUAAUCCUGUGUAUUUUAUUUUAUGAAGUUAAAAACAUUCUGAAAAGAGAUCUAUUUGCUCUACUAGACUACCAUAGAGGUCCUAUGCCAUAAAACAUAAGCUAUAAAAUAUAAGCUUCUAAAGGUCUACAUGAACUGAUGCAGAGUGAAAUAAGCAGAACCAGGAGAACAUUGUGCACAGUAAUGGCAAUAUUGUAUGAUGAUCAACUGUGAAAAAUUUAGCUUUUCUCAGUAAUACAAUGACCCAGGACAAUUCUGAAGGACUUAUGACAAGGAACCUAUCUACCUGUAGAAAAAGCACUAUUAGAAUUGGAAUGCAUAUUAAAGCAUGUUCUUUUUUACUAGUUUAUUCGUGUUUUUAUUUGGAGGUUUGGUUUUAUAUAAACCUUAUCUUACAACAAUGACCAAUAUGAAGUAUUUUUGCAGGAUAAAUUAUGCAAAACCCAGAUUGCCUACCAUCUGCUGGAGAGGGGAGGGAAGGGAGAGAGGGAGACAAUUUAGAUCUUAUAAUUUCAGAAAAUAUAUGUUAAAAUUUGUUAUUAAAUGUAAUUGGGAAAGUAAAUAAAAAAAUAAAUGAAAAGAUCAAAGAUGAAAAAAUAAAAUAAAA
Molecule: messenger RNA, 5996 nt
Organism: Monodelphis domestica (gray short-tailed opossum)
Lineage: Eukaryota; Metazoa; Chordata; Mammalia; Didelphimorphia; Didelphidae
Gene: IFIH1
Product: interferon induced with helicase C domain 1
Biological process (GO): antiviral innate immune response; MDA-5 signaling pathway
Cellular component (GO): cytoplasm
Molecular function (GO): single-stranded RNA binding; zinc ion binding; ATP binding
Source: RefSeq, a predicted model, not a curated record